AUGCCGUCUACGGUCACAGGAACCAGAUACUUCGCCCGCCCCAAGUCCAUCGACGAGACUCUGAAAAGUCCAGUCCGUCAGGACGAGGCCACGAUGGGCCAGACUCAAGACGGCCGGUCGCUGCAGGCUGCCAGGGAUAUCAAAGAAUCCUACACAAAACAAGAGCAGGAGCCAUGGUCCAUUCCGUCGGAGAAGCAGACAAAGCAAGGCAUCACGUUCGCUGCGCAGGACAAGUUACCCAAGCUGCCAAUUCCCGAACUCGACUCGACCAUCAAGAAAUAUUUGGACGCGUUGGCUCCUUUGCAGUCUCCCGCCGAGCACAAUGAGACCCGAGCAGCGGCCAAGGAGUUCCUGGAGCACGACGGCCCGGAACUGCAAGAACGUCUAAAGAAGUACGCCACGGGCAAGACGAGCUACAUUGAACAGUUUUGGUAUGAUUCUUACCUCAACUAUGACAAUCCUGUCGUCCUGAACCUCAACCCCUUCUUUCUCUUGGAGGAUGAUCCAACUCCGGCACGAAACAAUCAAGUCACACGGGCAGCCUCCUUGGUCAUCUCGGCUCUGUGCUUCGUCAGAGCCGUCCGAAAAGAAGAACUGCCACCGGACACACUGAGAGGCACACCGCUGUGCAUGUACCAGUAUUCGCGCUUGUUUGGAACGGCCAGAGUUCCGACAGAGAACGGGUGUGUCAUUGGACAAGAUUCGGAUUCGAAGCAUGUCGUGGUCCUGUGUCGUGGCCAGUUCUACUGGUUUGAUGUGUUGGAUGACAACAACGAGCUAAUUAUGACCGAGAAGGACCUCGCAAUCAAUUUCCAGGUGAUCGUGGAUGAUGCCGAACAAGUUCCCAUCUUUGACGCAGCUAAAGGCGCUCUCGGAGUGCUAACCACUGAAAACCGAAAAAUCUGGUCGGGCCUGAGGGAUUUCCUGACCAGGGAAGAAGGAUCCAACAACGCCGAGUGCCUUUCGAUGGUCGACUCCGCCCUGUUUGUCAUUUGCCUGGAUUAUACGGAGCCAGCAGACGUAUCCGCAUUGUGCGGCAACAUGCUGUGCGGCACGAGUGAGGUGGUUCGCGGUGUUCAAGUCGGCACCUGCACCAACAGAUGGUACGACAAGCUUCAGAUCAUCGUCUGCAAAAAUGGCAGUGCAGGAAUCAAUUUCGAACAUACCGGCGUGGAUGGCCAUACCGUGCUUCGAUUUGCGAGCGACGUCUACACCGACACCAUCCUCCGGUUCGCCAAGUCCAUCAACGGGCAGGCCCCAACGAUGUGGACCAGCCAGAGCCCUGAUCCAUCCAAAAGGGAUCCGGAGAGCUUCGGCGAUGUCAGCACCACUCCACACAAGCUCGAAUGGGACAUGACUCCGGAACUGCAGAUUGCCUUGCGGUUUGCUGAAACCCGUUUGGCGGAUCUGAUCAACCAGAACGAGUUCCAGACAUUGGAUUUUGUGGGAUAUGGCAAGAACUUCAUCACCUCGAUGGGCUUCUCCCCUGACGCGUUUGUGCAAAUGGCUUUCCAAGCUGCUUACUACGGUCUGUAUGGCCGGACCGAGAAUACUUACGAGCCAGCCAUGACGAAAAUGUUCUUGCAUGGUCGCACGGAAGCCAUCCGCACCGUCACCAGAGAAUGUGUCGACUUCGUCAAGACUUUCUGGGCGGACACGGCCGCCCAGAAGAAGGUCGACGCGUUGAAGACUGCCACGCAGAAACAUGUCGCCACCACGAAAGAGUGCAGCAAAGGACAAGGUCCAGACCGGCACCUGUACGCUCUUUAUUGUGUGUGGCAACGCAAGGUGAACGACGAGGGGGCCGAGGCAGCGAGCACGACCGGAUUCAGUUCCAAUGGGUAUUCAAGUCCGAACGAUAUGAGUGAUGCAGGCAGCCCUAGGAGACAGGACGAGAUAUCGCCCAGUGGUCGUUCCCGAGCCAGCACAGAUGCAAGUCGCUCGCCAGCGCCCCACUCUCAGCAUAUGCCACCGCUUUUUAGUGAUGCUGGGUGGGAGAAGAUCAACAACACAAUUCUCAGUACCUCCAACUGCGGGAACCCAUCGCUACGCCACUUCGGCUUCGGCCCUGUCUCUGGGGACGGCUUUGGAAUUGGAUACAUUAUCAAAGACGAUUCGAUCUCGGUUUGCGCGAGUAGCAAACAUCGUCAGACCCAACGCUUCGUGGACAGCCUUGAGUCCUAUCUGAACGAGAUCAGACGCUUGCUCAAAGCUACUAAACCCAAAGACGCUCCGGCCGGCAAAUCUACUCGAGCCAGGGAGGCGGAAGAUAGGACGGGCAAGGAUGGUAGACUCAAGUCUAGGGGCCGGCUGAUCAAGGCCGAGGCUUCCCGGUUCGAUGGAACUCAGACUCCCGCGAGUAUGGAAACGGCAGAGGUGGAGGAUGAUGGUUUGGGCGGGUACGGUUUCUUUGAUGCCGGGAUGCUGCUGCAAGCCCUCAAGAAGGAGCAGCCCCGACCCGCGGACCAGAUUGCGCAGAGGAAGAGGACGGUUGGCAAGAAGCUUGCUUUGACAGAAUAUUGA
Capronia coronata CBS 617.96 is the source of this 2523-nucleotide messenger RNA. Its product is annotated as carnitine O-acetyltransferase. Lineage: Eukaryota; Fungi; Ascomycota; Eurotiomycetes; Chaetothyriales; Herpotrichiellaceae. Gene Ontology annotation, cellular component: mitochondrion. Gene Ontology annotation, biological process: carnitine metabolic process. Gene Ontology annotation, molecular function: carnitine O-acetyltransferase activity. The coding region runs from base 1 to 2523 and encodes 840 amino acids. The transcript has 2 exons. The record is from RefSeq and is a predicted model, not a curated record.